CUAAUCAUGGCUGUCCCAUUGCCAGCAGUUGCAGAACGUAUGAAUAAUCCCAAGAAUCCGGUUGUUUUCUUCGAUGUUACAAUUGGUGGCCAGAGCGACGGAACCGGUUCGUUCAGUAUCUACGGUGGGUCCCAGUUUGCGGAUGAGAAUUUUCAGGUGAAACACAGUUCACCAGGGAUGUUGUCUAUGGCGAACAGUGGUCGUGAUACGAAUGGUUGCCAGUUUUUCAUCACUUGUGCACCUUGUGACUUUCUUGACGGGAAACAUGUGGUUUUUGGUCAAAUCGUUGACGGUAUGCUGGUGUUGAAAAAAAUUGAGAAUGUUCCAACCGGAGCAAACAAUCGUCCUAAAGUGCCCGUACUCAUUUCCCAAUGCGGAGAAAUGUGA
Messenger RNA from Echinostoma caproni, 387 nucleotides. NCBI's taxonomy places the organism in Eukaryota, Metazoa, Platyhelminthes, Trematoda, Plagiorchiida, Echinostomatidae. The record is from the annotation of a GenBank genome assembly.